Molecule: messenger RNA, 3021 nt
Organism: Linnemannia hyalina
Lineage: Eukaryota; Fungi; Mortierellomycota; Mortierellomycetes; Mortierellales; Mortierellaceae
Source: the annotation of a GenBank genome assembly
AUGGACGAGUCUAUGUAUGAUGAAUUCGGCAACUACCUCGGCCCUGAUCUGUCAGACGAGGAAGAGGACGAGGAGGAGGAGCACUUCCAGCAGCAACAGCAACAGCAGUUGCAGCAGGACGAUGAAGACCAGGAGAUGGACGACGAUGAAGACGUUGAAAUGCAAGAAGAAAAUGUCAGGACCAGCACUGCCUUGUCGCGCAUUGGAGAGAUCCCACAGAACCAGAUCGUCUUGCACGAGGACAAAAAAUACUAUCCAACAGCUGAGGAGGUCUACGGUGAAGGCGUCGAGGCACUUGUCGAGGAGGAGGAUACACAACCCUUGACCGAGCCUAUCGUUCAGCCCCUCAAGACUAAGAAGUUCCAGCUCGAGGAGAAGGACCUCCCCACAACUCGCUUCCGCAAACAGUACAUGUAUGAUCUGAUGGCGUUCCCUCCUCGUGUCCGCAACGUCGCAAUUGUUGGCCACCUUCAUCACGGAAAGUCGUCGAUCAUGGACAUGCUUGUCAACGAGACCCACGAGAAGAACUUGAACAUUGAUCUGCAGGAACGUUACACCGACACUCACCCUUUGGAGCGUGCACGCGGAGUCAGUAUCAAGAGCAUGCCAAUGACACUCGUUAUGCAGGACACCAAGGAUGUCUCCUACUUGCUCAACGUCAUCGACACCCCUGGACAUGUUGAUUUUAUCGACGAGGUUUCGGCUGCAUUGAGGAUCGCGGAUGGCGCAGUUCUUGUGGUGGACGCAGUGGAAGGUGUGAUGUGCAACACAGAGCGUAUUAUCAGACACUGUAUUCAGGAGAAAGUGGCGCUCACAUUGGUCGUCAACAAGGUCGAUCGCCUCAUUUUGGAACUGAAGCUUCCCCCUACCGACGCCUACUUCAAGCUCAAACACACUAUCGAGGAGGUCAACACUAUCAUCUCUCAGACCCCUGGUGGUGAGGGCAUUCGACUUUCCCCUGAGCUCGGCAACGUCAGUUUUGCGUCUUCUCAGAUGGGCUGGUGCUUCACAUUGAAGUCCUUUGCUAAACUCUACGCCGACUCUUUCCGUAAGUGUUCGCACCGAGUCUUUGACGGCUUGCUGGAAUUGGGACCUGGAGUGGACAUUGAUGGAUUCGCCAAGCGCUUGUGGGGCGAUGUGUACUUCAACGCCGAGACCAGGAAGUUUGGACGCAAUGCGGCAGAUUCCCGCUCCAAGAGAUCGUUCGUUCACUUUAUUUUGGCACCCCUGUUCAAGAUCUAUGGACAGGUUGUCGCUGAAGACAAGGAUACUCUCAAGUCGACACUUUCGAGCCUGGGUAUCUUUUUAAAGCCCAAGCAAUAUAAUCUGGAUGUUAAGCCCGUGUUGAAGUUGGUCCUGGAUCAGUUCUUUGGACCCCCUACAGGAUUCGUCGACAUGGUCUCACAACACAUCAAGUCGCCUACAGAGAGCGCCGCGAUGAAGGUUGAGCAUAUUUAUACCGGACCCAUGGACAGCGAUCUCGUCAAGGCGAUGAAGGCUUGCGACCCCAACGGACCUUUGAUGAUUCAUAUCACCAAGCUGUACAACUCUGCAGACGGCGAGAAGUUUGACGCGUUCGGUCGUGUCAUGAGCGGAACAGUCAGGGCAGGACAGAGAGUGCGCGUUUUGGGCGAGGGAUACACCGUUGACGAUGACGAGGAUAUGACUGUUCAGACAGUCGAGAGCGUGUCUGUCUUUGAGUCGCGCUACAGGAUCGACACUCAGAGUGUGGUGGCCGGUAACUGGGUCUUGCUCGGAGGCGUUGACCAGUCGAUCACCAAGACAGCAACCAUUACUAGCACAGAUAUCUCAGAGGAACUUUACAUUUUCCGUCCCCUCCGGUUUAUAACCUCAGCUGUGAUGAAGAUUGCUAUUGAGCCCGUCAACCCCUCAGAGCUGCCCAAGAUGUUGGAGGGACUUCGGAAUGUCAACAAGUCGUACCCUAUUUUGAUCACGAGGGUGGAAGAGAGCGGAGAACAUAUUGUUUUGGCACCAGGCGAGCUUUACAUGGAUUCUGCGCUUCACGAUUUGCGCAAGAUCUACUCUGAAAUCGACCUCAAGGUUGCUGACCCCGUCGUCAGGUUCUGCGAGACAGUUCUUGAGACGAGUAGUCUCAAGUGCUUCGCCGAAACUCCUAACAAGAAGAACAAGCUGACGAUGAUCGCAGAACCAUUGGAGAAGAAGAUUGUGGACGAUAUCGAGGGACUGAAGGUGUCAACAGAAUGGACGGCAAGGCAGCUGGGAACUUACUUCCAGGAGAACUAUGAUUGGGAUAUUUUGGCAGCACGCAACAUCUGGGCUUUCGGACCAGACAUGAACGGACCCAACAUCCUCAUUGAUGAUACGUUACCUAGUGAGGUGGACAAGGGUCGUCUCAAGCAAGCCCGUGAUGCUAUCCGUCAGGGAUUCCAGUGGGGUACCAGGGAAGGACCCCUUUGCGACGAACCUAUCCGGAGUGUCAAGUUCAGGAUUAUUGGCGCAGACCUUGCACUAGAACCUAUUUACCGCGGUAGCGGACAGAUUAUCCCAACAGCGCGUCGUGUGUGCUACUCUUCGUUCCUGAUGGCCAGCCCACGGUUGAUGGAGCCCGUCUACAACGUGGAAGUGCAAGCCCCCGCCGACUGUGUAUCGGCCGUGUAUACAGUCUUGGCCCGUCGUCGUGGCCACGUUCUCAAAGAUAUCCCCAAGGCCGGUUCUCCACUCUACACCGUCCACGCCGUGAUUCCCGUCAUCGAGUCGUUUGGUUUCGAGACCGAUUUGCGUACGCAUACACAGGGCCAGGCAUUUGCACAGCAGAUGUUUGAUCAUUGGCAGACCGUCCCCGGUGAUCCUCUCAACAAAUCGAUUGUCUUGCGGCCGUUGGAGCCCAGCCCAAUGCAGCACUUGGCCAGAGACUUUAUGAUCAAGACGCGUAGACGCAAGGGUUUGAGCGAGGAUGUGUCGGUCAACAAGUUCUUUGACCAGGACAUGCUUCUCAACCUGGCCCAGCUCGAUUCUGAGGGCUUUGGUUUUGACCUGUAG